Clarias gariepinus (North African catfish) is the source of this 2086-nucleotide messenger RNA. It is a transcript of the gene slc60a1a, whose product is annotated as major facilitator superfamily domain containing 4Aa. The coding region runs from base 57 to 1628 and encodes 523 amino acids. Gene Ontology annotation, biological process: transmembrane transport. The transcript is spliced from 10 exons. NCBI's taxonomy places the organism in Eukaryota, Metazoa, Chordata, Actinopteri, Siluriformes, Clariidae. The record is from RefSeq and is a predicted model, not a curated record.
GCAGGCAGGCAGGCAACGGCAGGAUCACGCGCUGAUGUAGGAGCGCGCGCGGAGCGAUGAACCUGGACCGGAACUGUAACGUGGUGCAGAGUGCGGUGCAGAGUGCCGUAGGAUCCCACAGCUGCGUGUUGUUCCGCGGCCACUGGCAGCCCACGCUUACCUACUGGAGCGCGUUCUUCAGCUUCGGCCUGUGCCUGGCCCUGCUCGGCCCCACCGUGCUCGACCUGCGCUGCCAGACGCACUCCACCCUUCAGCAGGUCACACUCGCCUUCUUCUCGCAGCAGUUCUGCCUGUUCGUGGGCAGCUUCGUGGGCGGAAUCUUCAGCAAGUCAUUUUGCUCCUCCUUGACGUCCCUUGCUGCAUCCACAUUCAUCAUCUCUGUGGUGUUUGCAUUAAUCCCACUAUGCAGCAAUCUGUCGAUGCUAGUAACAGCAAUGGCCGUUACUGGCCUGGCCAUGGGCAUUAUCGAUACCAUCUCCAACCUGCAGCUGGUGAAGCUUUACCAAAAGGACUCCACUGUCUUCCUCCAGGUGCUUCACUUUUUCAUUGGUCUCGGAGCAUUGUUAAGCCCCCUCAUCGCUGACCCGUUUCUAUCUGAAACUGACUGCAUCUUAGGAAACACCACCAUCAAUUCAAGUUCAACCAUGAGGCACCUGAGGAACACGCUAUCCGGCAGACACCUACAUAAUGUGUCCCACAUUUCUCUCGAAAAUGACGGUGAAGUGGGCACCAAAGUGUCUUACGCCUUCUGGAUCAUGGCGUUCGUCAAUCUCCCUGUGCCUAUUGCUGUUUUGAUCCUAAUGUAUCGGCAGCAAAUGCUCCCAUGCUGCCCUGAGCCCAGUCCUCGUCUCCUGGGUCAGGAGUCACGCUUGGGUGCAGUGAAGAUGCAGGGCAGCGUAGACAAGGCAGACGUAAGCAGCACAGAGCUGAAUGAACCUACAGGCCACAUGGACAUGCUAAACUGCUGUCGCCUCAGCAGGUUGAGAGGACAGCCUGCAUCCUUCUUUGGGCUCCAUGUCUUCGGCGGGAUGGUGCUUUUCUUCUCAGAUGGCAUAGUGGGGUCGUACACAGGUUUUGUUUAUACCUAUGCCGUGGCUCCACCUAUGAGUCUAACGCACAAGAUGGCGGGCUACCUGACCAGUGUGUUCUGGGCAGCUAUCACAGUGGGACGUCUAGUCUCUAUACCGCUGUCUUACCGGGUCAAACCUGUUCGCCUACUCACAUUUAACCAGGUUGGAGUGAUUUUGACUCAGUUGCUUCUGCUCAUCCUGUACACAAACAGCGCCUUCCUUUUCGUUGGUACCUGCUUUCUUGGUCUGUUUAUCAGCAGCGUCUACCCGUGUCUGCUGGCUCUGACGGAAGACCUCCUUGACUACAAAGGUUGUGCCACUACAGUCCUUGUGACCUCUGCUGGGAUGGGAGAGAUGCUUCUUCAGUCACUGGUCGGAUCGAUGAUAGAUACACAUGGCAGUUACAGCUUCUUGUUGUGUGGUAUGAUCUUUGGCUGCAUGGGCUUCACACUCUUCCUGGCUCUGCUUUUAGUUCAACACAGACACAAAAAGCACUUAGCAGCUGCGAGUGCCACUCCUGUAGCAGAAAGCUCUGGGACAAACGAAGAUGAACACUGAGUAACCAGUCAUGCUUUAGUCGAAGUAGGAUCAAACAGACCAAGACGGUCACAGUCCGAGUCUGAGACUGCAUCAUACGAGAGAAGAGGACCAGACCGAGACUGAAUCAGUGGAUUGAGAUGAUCCUCACACGCUAAGAUUUGAUUUUUCAAAGAACUUUACACCAAGCCCAAAGAUGAUUUGUUGUUGAUUCAUCUGUAUUAAGCAAGUAGAGGUGUUCCAAGUCUGAGGAAAUCGGGGUUUUUGUUGCUGAGUCUGUUGUCGUUGCCAAAAAAAAAAAAGUGAGAAAGGCCUAGGACUUUCCUCCUGUUUGGACAUGUUUGGUAUGAGUUGGGCUAAAGCAUGUUGUGAAUCACCUUAAACGCUAAAUUUAUACAUCACUGGCUGCCCGUUAUGUUUGUGACUAAUCAUUAUACAGUGUAAAUCUAACAAAUAAAACACAUUUAAUCCAACUUUCA